Molecule: messenger RNA, 781 nt
Organism: Cucumis sativus (cucumber)
Lineage: Eukaryota; Viridiplantae; Streptophyta; Magnoliopsida; Cucurbitales; Cucurbitaceae
Exons: 4
Coding region: 32-718 (228 amino acids)
Source: RefSeq, a predicted model, not a curated record
ACUUGAGAACUUGGAUCCUCUUUUAGAUGCAAUGCGUAUUCUAUCUCGAUGUAGUGAAAACACUAUCAUCCAAUGUUCUCCAUCAAUGUUAUCCCUAAUUGUUCUUCACCAUGAACUUGACUUGAACGUAUCCUUUCAAAUGACGCCUCGAUUCUUCAAUCACUUCGCCUCCAACAAAACCCACUCUUCAAAAACCCUCACUCAACCAUUAUUCAAUACCCUCAAACGCAUGAAAGAAUCCAAAUUUACUUCACUUUCUUUCUUUGUUCUUCAACCUCUUGAUCACUUAGUCCUCAAAUUGUACCCUCCAAGGUCUGAGCCACCCUUAAUUCGUAAAUUUGGAAAGGUGUAUGCAGUCAAAGAGAAUUUGGGAAACGUUGAUUUGGAAACCUUUGUUUCAAUUGAUUCGUUGCAAUUUAGACGCAUUAUAAACAAGUGUCGGGAUUACUUUGUAAGUGUUACUCCAAGACAUUCAGACGUCAAGUUCUCUAAUGAAGUUAGGGAGUUCAUUUUUCCUAAAGAGGGAGCAGGAGAUCAAUGCAUAGUUGAAGGAGAAACUGAAUUUCUAAUCCCUACUUAUCCAUUUCAUGUUUACAAUAAUAUCAGUUUUGAAGCAAAAAGAGUAUGGUUUUUCAAGUCAGUUGAUAAACUUGGUUCUUUCAUCAUUGCUCCUGUUGGACUCUUUGCUCGAUUUUCCAUCUACUUUCCUAUUCCCUGAGUAGUUUGUCAAAAAUGUAAUACUUUUGAUUUAAAUCAUCAAUAUAUACAUAUAAUAAUCCCA